GCGCGUCUCCACAGACCCCAAACUGGUGCUAGGACCCAGGAGCGCAUGUUGCCUAGCGGUCCUGGCACACACAUUCCUGCCAUACCACAGUGAAUGGAAAUGUUUGUUGCGAGUCAGUCAACCGUGUUAAGCAGAGUUCCAAUCAGCUAAAGAGAGUCCCGGGAAAUUCACUUACAAAACUCUCCCCUCUGACAGACUGAUCAGUGUCAGGAUCUCGCUGGAUAACAUAAUCCAAUUCAUCUGAAACAUAUCCUGGCUACCUUUUGCCUACCACUGCAGCAGCAGACAUGCAUGGUUCUGAGGAGAGUACAUCUGGAACCGUGCUUCAUAGGUUUAAGCAAAAACAUCUCAAAUAUGGAACAGCUGGAAUCAGAGGAGGGGUAGAAAAUGACAGUUCUCAGAUGCCAAACAAACUCACGUCUACAGAAAACCUACUCUUUCAAAAGGAGGGUCAAGUAGCCCAUUCAUAUCAGCUUAUGCCCCUGCAGUCGCAGUCUCGACAGGAACCUCAAGGUCAGGAGCAUCAAGUGGACAGCAGCUCCAUGGAAAAAGCUGGUGGUAUGAGCCAAGGUGCAGGUAGAGCAGUCCAAGCGGCCCAGAUUUUGUCUGGGUUUGACACCCUGGAACUUCCAUCGUACGAGGAGGCUAAAAUCCAGUCUCAGCUUUACAGAGGACAGCAAAGUCCGAUGGACCCUCAGUCCCAAAUUCCUGGCCACAACCACCAGAGUCUUCAAAAUCCAGAUGACCUUUUAAACAAUUUUCAACAAAAUCAGGACCAGGACUUUCACAAGGAGGGCCAUAAAAAUAUUGCCCACCAAACUCAGCAGCAACAAAACCAGGUUCAGCAGAUACAGCAGUCUACAAUGUCUGACAGUCCCGCAAGCUCACAUUCCUGUCUACCAUCACUUUCUAACACACACUCACUCUCUUACCCUCCUUCUCUUUCAUCUUCUUACACCUCUCUCUCAGCAGUUCCCAUGAAGGCCCUUUUGGAGGGUCAAUCUUCGGUCCAGCAAGGAGGCACUGGUGGUACAUUUAUUUGUGAUGAAGGUCUGGCAGAGUUGAAACAGGGUCAUGUUCACUCUCUAAGUGAAAGGAUCAUGCAACUCAGUCUAGAAUGCAGUGAAGCUAAGCAAUGUGUAGGACCAUCCAAUUCACCUUGCACAGGAGACAUUACUCUUUGUGGGGCUGAUAAUACAGCAGAUUCUCUCUCACUAACUAGUAAGACCUCCAUGAGUAUUCUACAACUUCCACCACCACCCUUAAACCCGCCACAGUGGACAUUGGAUCAUAUAGGUCCUCCCCCAGAAUAUCCCUCUAAGUUCAAGGUACAGACUAUGCUUUCGCCCACAAUACACUCCAACUCGGACUCUCUGGAACAUGGUCACUUCAACAGUGAUACCUUGACGGCAGCCAUGUUAGAGACAGUGCCACUUAGAAGUAUAGCAAGACAGUGCCCUUUGACUACAUCACAGCACCAAACACAGACCAGUCCCAUGACUUCUGAGACUUGUAUCCUGCCCUCACAGGCUUCUCAGCCACAGUAUCAGGCAAUAUCCCUAUCUCAGUCCCUGGUAUUUCCCCCAGCUCAGACUGGAUCUGUGACUCAGGGGCUGUUUUCUUGUGUGGGCCCUUUUGGACAGCCUUUCCCGGGGGAAACAUUUGCCAUGGUAAGCCAUGGCAAGCAGAUGCUGGAGAUCCUAAAAGAAGAGAACCAAAGACUUAGACAAGAACUUCACAAGCAAAAUGAGAAGGCCAGCAAAUUACAGCGGUUGGAGGCGGAGACUGUGCACCUGUCAGAGACAUAUGAGAGUUUAGUGAAGAGCUCAUCCAAACGGGAUGCUCUGGAAAAAACCAUGAGGAAUAAACUAGAGGCAGAGAUCAGGCGUCUUCAUGAUUUUAACCGAGACUUGAGAGAUCGUUUGGAAACAGCCAAUCAACAGCUAGCCAGUCAGGAGACGAAGGGACAAGAUGAUGGACACUUGUAUCUUUCACAGAGAUCGUAAAUGGGACAUUGAUUUACAAGCAGUGACAGAAUCAGAAACUCAAACUGGAAAGUGAAGACAUGGCUGUAGUCGAGACCUGCCAGGCUUGGCUGGCCUGCCUCGGGACCAGAAGCGGAAGAUGGGAAGUUGAUGAGAGAAGAGACAGAGUCAAAAAGCAACUGAAAGGCGGGUCACUGAUGAGAGGCCUUUUAACUUCUGUGAAGGUCACACCUCCGGGGAGUCAAAGAGCCAAUGGUGACUUUUUUUUAAGUCACGAAGUUUAUGACUUCAAGCAUGGUAUUUUGUAUAUGUAACUGGAUUGGGUGCUGAUGCAAAAACUAUUAAAGAUUCUAAGAACACUUACAUGUUGCAUGGGUAUCAACAUAUAAUAUAUACUCUCAUUUAGAUCAUCAAAAUACGAACUUAUAGAUACCAAACAUGGAAUGGGUGAGGUUAUAUUAAAGGGCUCAUAUGGCGUUGCUAAAAAGAACAUUAUGUUGUGUAUUUGGUGUAAUGCAAUGUGUUUAUGUGGUUCAAGGUUUAAAAAACACAUUAUUUUCAACAAUGUACAUUAUUGUUGCUCCUCUAUGCCCCGCCUUUCUGGAACGCAUCGAUUUUUUCAAAGUUCAUCAUUCUGAAAAGCUAGGUGUACGCUGAUUGGCCAGCUAUCCAGUGCAUUGUGAUGGAAAUGUUACGCCCCUUAACAUACUGUCAUGCCGUCUCCCAGCAUGGCGAGACAAAACCAAUAUAACCCAUUACAAACGAGGCAUUUGAUGCAUCCAGUGGGGAUAUUAUUACUUAUUAUAAUGACUUAAGCCCAAUUCGGUCAGGACUAAGUGUUCUAAACUACGUUUGAGUUUUGAUUCUUACCACCUGACGUCUGCGAUUUUCAUGUAGCAAUUCAGACGGGACUAACAUCUCUGUGUUUAUUACAGAGGUAGGAGGGUCUGUUUUGUACAUCUGUGCAUCACAGAGAUCACGCACUCUGCAUGCGUGCAUUGCUUAGAGUCAUUCGGAUUGAUUACCAUUAGUAUUAUCACACAAAUACCAUGGUGAAGCUAAAUGGCUAGUAUAGCAAAACCAUGUUAAUGUGUGGUAACUAUUUUUAUUAGGGCCCAAGCCACUAAGGCGCAGAGCCCUAUUGAUUUCCUUAGGAUUCUUUUUUUUUUCUACUAUAUUGGGCUUUGUGGGGGCCUUAACAUGCUCAAAAACUCUUGAAAAAUGGCACACAUGUUGGAAUCUGUGGCCAUUAGGACACCACAGAGGCUGGGACCCUGGUGUGGCACAGGGGCUCUACAGCAUCCACUGGAACACAGUCUGAAAACGUGGUGUAUAGCUCACACAAACUUGCAUCUAUUCAUAUGAAACUCGUGUAGUGUCUGGACCAAUCAGACACACCAUUUUUCAGUUGAUUUAACAAAUCAAUAAUUCAUUAGAUCAACAAAUGAUCAGAGACCCCUCAGCCAAUAAACAUACUAGGUGCCAGGAUGUCUGCGAAUGACUCCAGACCCCUGGUUACCAUGGCAACCAUGACACCUCAGCCAGACCAUAUAACUUUUACAGCCUAAAAAUAUGUGGAGAGGAUCUUCCUCCUACUAAGUUCUCUCUGAAACAUACUGCUAUAAAAAUGGACUCUUCUCUAAUUAAUUCAUAGAAAAACCUUUCUUUGAAUGAACACAUAUAUAUUUCAGGUCAUUGUGUGUGUUGUUACUGUUC
Cyprinus carpio (common carp) is the source of this 3701-nucleotide messenger RNA. RefSeq names its product angiomotin like 1 (gene amotl1). NCBI's taxonomy places the organism in Eukaryota, Metazoa, Chordata, Actinopteri, Cypriniformes, Cyprinidae. Gene Ontology annotation, biological process: hippo signaling; establishment of cell polarity involved in ameboidal cell migration; angiogenesis. Gene Ontology annotation, cellular component: bicellular tight junction; cytoplasmic vesicle; plasma membrane. The coding region runs from base 288 to 2006 and encodes 572 amino acids. The transcript has 6 exons. The record is from RefSeq and is a predicted model, not a curated record.